Messenger RNA from Ooceraea biroi (clonal raider ant), 4613 nucleotides. RefSeq lists its product as uncharacterized. Lineage: Eukaryota; Metazoa; Arthropoda; Insecta; Hymenoptera; Formicidae. The record is from RefSeq and is a predicted model, not a curated record.
GUGUAUAAUAAUAAGAGAAUAAUUCUGAUUGACUUUGAUUCAUAAACUGGCCAAAUUGGAGAGAGACAGCGUCGCCAAGCUGACGCAGAUUUUAUUCGGGAUGAUUUAUUAAUGGGAGACAAUUAACGAGAUGUACGGACUGUAAAAAUAAAACGGCAACUCUGAUCGUAAUUUAGCGAGCAAUUUCGAUGAUUAUUGAUCUGAUCAUCUGAUUGAGAAACGUCGACAAAAAUACUCGCGUGUCACGUUCGAUUUCGCAGGGUAGUUCCGGCGCCGCAACAAAGAGGGUGACGGCGAAAGGACACGCAGGGGCUCCAUCUGGUCUCGACGUGGUCGGUCACUCUUGCAGAUUCGCGCUCUCGUAGGCGUCGGUACUUCCGUGCGCAAGUACAUCGGGGAUGAUUGUGGGCGUCGGAGAACGUGGCUUCGACACGGCAGCGCCCGUCUAUGACGUCAUAUUUAUUUCAUUCCACCGUGCCAACAUGCGUCCGGCUUGUCUUUUCAGCGUUGCAACUGUGUCAUCCCGUUUAUCUGGUUCUCUCUACCUUUACCGCCGCUACCCUCCUCCCCAUUCGUCGCCGCGACGUGCCAGUUAUGCAGCAGUGACGUUCAACAUGUCGCUUUUUUAUCUUCCCUCUCAGCUAAUGCUCAUUGUCCCACAUGUACACGUGCUCGCGGAACAAUUCUCGCGUUCAUUUUCUGAUUUACUGAUUUGCGUUUGCGGCCAACGCUAUUAUAGCGUAUUCUCCAACUAAUUAGUUAUUGCUGGAUUGCUUUGGCAAUCGGCACGCUACUCCAAUACGAAUAAAUAGAAUAAAUCGCGAUACGAAGAGGACGAACAAUCAAGCGAAUGUUUCACGAUGGAUAAUCGCGCGAUUGUCGUUAAUCGAGACAGAUUUCAUCGCGUGGUUCGAAAGUAAAGGAAGUAUAUUUAUGAAAGUGUUUGAUCGCAUCGGCAUUAAGCGUGCGACACCGGAUAAAUAUCGCGGAUAAUAAUACGCCGGAUAUAUAACGAGAGGAGAACCUGUCACGCAACUCGCACGAGCGAAUACACGCAAAUCGAGAGCGAAGGGUUACAAAUACCUCCAUCGUCAUCCCUCUUCUCCGUCGAACAUCCGCCACGAUUUCUCCCGUCUCAAUAUCUCCCACGCUUCCACUCCCUCCAUUCAUCCCCCCUUGUCCUCGCAUCCCGCUGCAGCUACCCCUCCAGUCUAUCUCGCGUAUCUACCCUCUCCCUAUCACGCGCUCUCCUUUCUGCAUUAGCUCGCGCGCACCCGUGGUCGCUUCUCACCAACCCUCGGCGAUUCUCGUCAUCAUCCCUCGCGUCUCGCGAGGACCACCGAGACGCGUCGCCUCGGUCGUGUCCCCGCGUCGUCUGCCAACGUCGUCGGUCGACGUCGGUGUGUGGUGGUCACAGAGCUCGUCAUCGUCGCCGUCGCGCUCGCCGUUGUCGGCUCCUCCGGCGCGCAUCAAUCGCCAGGAGUCACCUGCCGACGAUAGAUCAUCGCGAGUAUUCGGUCGUGAGUGCCGCGCGAAAGGACACCCCUCGCUGCUGGUGGAUCCUGGCGCGUGCCGCGUACGCGCGCGCGCGCGAACAUGAACGUCUCGCGGGCGCGAGACGCGCCGACGAGAUAGUCUACGAGGAGGCUGGCAGGCUCGCGGGUUUAUCCCUCGAUCCCCACGCACCGGGAGAGCGGGACACUUUGAGAGGGAAAAAGAAUCGGGUAGAUCGAUAGACCAGCUGGUGUGCGUGUCACAGCGUUUUCACAGCCACGCGUUUUCGGUGCAGUCGUGAGGGGUGCGGUCCAGGAUGGUGAAGGCACCGAGCGUGGCAUCCACCGCCGGGGGUGGCCCGGCGGGCAUCAGGAGAAUCCAUCCCGGUCCCGAGAUCGCCAUAAACCCGAGGAACCUGCCUACAGCCACCGCGAGCAUGCCGCUCGCCAUGCGAGGAGACGCUAAUGCCGUCGGCAGGACGACACCCGUUUAUCAUCCCCAGGUGGAUGUCUCCACGCAAGUAGAUCUCCAUGGUGGCUUUGGUCCCGGAGGUGCGAUCAGCGUGGACUCGUGGGACCGUCGCGCAACCCCGUUGUACUCGCGCGAGGACAUCAAGGAGCAAUACUGCAUCACCAGCCGGCAGCUGGACGCCGUCGAGAAAUCAGGCGGCGGUUUCUUCGGAUGUCUGUCCACGCGAGGCCCGUCGCCGUGCAGCACCACAAGAAAUUCUAUUCUGUCGGCGUGCGUGCGUAGUGUUCCCAGCGACGAGAAUCUGUGCGACGCGCCGUAUCCCCGCAGACCCUUACAGAUUAUGUACCGUCAGCCUUAUCCGACCUACUCCCGCGGUCUGUCGAGGUACGACUUCGAGGACGAGGCGGAAUGGAUCGAAAGUUCCUACUUUAGACGGCGCCCGAGAUCGUUUUGCACGGUGCCUGAUCCAAAGAGAUACACGUGGGUCCCAGAGGAUGAAGAAUCGACGAAACUGGAAGGUCCACGACCAGUGUUACCACCUGUACCACCUCCUCCCGUUUCCGUAACGACAACGACGACGACGCAAGGUCCGCAAGCUCCAAAGACGAAACAUGUGAGCUUUGCGAGGUCCCACACGCUCACGUCAUUUGAAGUUCCGAGGAGUCCACCGAGGCCACACAAUCCGGAACGUCUCAUAGACUCGCAGCCGACAAUGCAGAAUACUAUACUGCCAUCAUCCCUGCCCUUACACCCUUAUCCUGGUGUCGAACCCCGUGUCCUCGUACUUGAGAAACCACCUAAACGCGGUGCCAUGAAAACUCAGGCGACGCAGACUGAGAUCCCAGCCAUGUUCCGCGGUCGCGUACUUCCGGUGACUCUCAGUCCUCGAACCAUUCGUCGUGUCAAGAUGGUUUCGCAGGGCGCGCAAACAAACGGUAUUUUCAACGGGAGAAAAUUGACCAAGAGCUAUUCGGAAGCUGGACAAUUGGGAACGCCUCUCGGACAGGGUGGUGCCUCCGCGAAAGAGGAAACCGAUCACGAGCCGCUCCAUAGGACUCAAAGCGAAGAGCCACCGAGGUCACCGUUUCUCGUUUCAAUGACACCACCGCCACCAUUUCUUUCUGCUGUCGCCACCGUUGUUGUCGAAGAGCCAUUACCAAACGGAGACAUUGUGAUUACUCAUUUGAAAUCUCAAGAACGUCGCAGGUCACUUGAUUUCGACGACCAGGAGAUUUUCAUAAAUUUCAAACCGGCGCCAGUAUCACCGGAUGCUCGGGCACUUCUUAGUCGGAUUUCCGAGCCCACCCGUAGGCUUCUUCCUCUUCAAAAGACCUUUUCCGACGGCGAAAUUCAAGUCGAAAGGCGCGAACUCAUUGGAGAAAGCGGUGAGCCGAGUUACCCGCAUACUUGCAUAAGGAAUCAGCAGGAUCCUUGGGGCAGAACUGUCAGAGCACCCGUCCAAUUUUCCUCGACACCCGAGGACCUGUCCCUCCUACGAAGCCUCUCACCUUCUCAAGAGGAUCACCACGAAGAGGAAUUUCACGAGAAUCUGAUACGUCGGGGUCUCUUUCGAAAGAGAAGCGUAUCGCUCGAAGAUGGUGUACAAGGUUUGCCAUCAGACGAUUUUAUGCUUCCUAGAUCACUUCCAACUUCACCCACGUCGCCAACCGUAGCAGCAACACCGCGCAGGAUCUCGCAAACUCCAAAAGAUUCGCUGCCAAGUUGCACCUUACUACAAGCUGGGAUCUAUCCGCCUAGUUUCAGUACCGGGAUCGCCGGUACUGGGAUCAUCGGUCAGGUGGCUUCACCAUUCGCCUCGAGCGAUUCUUUGACAAACGACGUGACCAGGGACCACAGCGAUGGCAUAUGGAACGAGUCACAAGCGACGGUACUCCAGGCUGACUCGUUGGCUUUACUAACGCCGUCUUCGAGGAGGAGACACCUCCUGCUUCUACAACAUCAGCAACGUUCCUCGAUGGAUACCGAGGCUCUGGACGUGGAAGACGAGGUGGAACCUUGCCCACCGAGUCCCAGGAUACGUCUGGAACCUGCUACUCCGGUGCAACCCCUCACACCAAGACUCACUUACAUACAAGAUCUGUUACCGGCAGAGUUUCAACAAAUGUACUACAAUGAUGUAUCCUCAACAGCAUAUUUUUAUGCGUAUGAUAUGUAAGAUACUACGAUGCAUUUAUAGUACUACGAUCUCCAGUAAUCCCCGGAUUGAAUCUUCAAAUUCAGUAUCUCCGAUGACUGAUACCACCUUCUUUUCAUUAUAUAAAUUUUUCUCAUUUCCAAAUCACUUUCCUGAAGCUUACUGACAUGUAGUAACGUCUAAUGCAGUAAUUUAUAAGCUUGUAAAUACUAUAAUCUUGUAAAUAUCUUUCCUCUUCUCUGUCUCUCUUUCGACGAUAAUAACCAUUUUGAUUAACAGUUUCAUUGAUAUAAGCGCGUGUAUGCACAUGUACAUGUACGCCCGCUCCCGUACUUAUUCCCCUGAGUAACGCCAAUGUUAAUUAACAUACAUGUUUUCUCCUGAAUCACACACGUAAUUAACGAUGUAACAUUCAUCCCUUGAUAUCCGCGUUAAAAUGCUGUUGUUUCCCCCUCUUUGUAGUUUAGAUUACAUACGUCGGAUUAACACUCGU